Molecule: messenger RNA, 102 nt
Organism: Sclerotinia sclerotiorum 1980 UF-70
Lineage: Eukaryota; Fungi; Ascomycota; Leotiomycetes; Helotiales; Sclerotiniaceae
Exons: 1
Coding region: 1-102 (33 amino acids)
Source: RefSeq, a predicted model, not a curated record
AUGCCAAAAGACGAUACAGGAGGCAGGGGACGAUAUCAAGAAGCACGAGCACGAGGCCCGGAAGAACCUUCUGGCCGUUCAGACUUUGAAGAGACAACUUGA